CGCUCGCCCGCCCGCCGCCCGCCGCCCGCCGCCAGCUCCGCACCCGCGCGCUCCGCCGCCGCAGAUCAGCACGCUCGUCCUCAGCCCGAGAAGCCCGGCGGCGGCGCCCUGUCCCGGGCGCGUCUGUCCGCUCGCCGCGGGCGGCCGGAGGAGUGCGGGCGCCUGGGGCGCCGGGGAGCGGGGCACUGCGGAGCUGCGGGCUCGGCGCCCCGGGGAGGCGGGCGUAUGGCCGCUGGAACGGGCGCCCCAGCCAACCGCGAUCACGGGUGUUCUUUCUCCACCUUUUCAGAUUUCUGAGAUGAAACGAGGAGACGAGGGUCAGUAAAGCCCAGGGAUGGAGAAGCCUGUGACAUCUGACCAGAAGCUGCCGCCGCAGAGCGCAGUGGCUACUGGAGAUAAGUGAUGCUGCCACCUGAACACUGCUGGAAUCAGCAGGAGCAGUGACUGCAGGAGAACUAAGGCAGGUGCCAGGACUCAGGAUGCAGGGAUGACGGCUCCAGAGGCCCCGGCCUUCCUCCCACCCGGGCGCUAGGAGCCAUCCCCGGGCUCCACCUGGGAGCCCUGCUGCCCAGGGGCAUGGCCAAACCUUUCUUCCGACUCCAGAAGUUUCUCCGCAGAACGCAGUUCCUGCUGUUCUUCCUCACAGCUGCCUACUUGAUGACCGGCAGCCUGCUGCUGCUGCAGCGGGCCCGAGUGGCCCUCCCCCAGGGCCCCCGGGCCCCCGGCCCCCUGCAGACCUUGCCCGUGGCUGCCGUGGCGCUGGGUGUGGGCUUGCUGGACAGCAGAGCCCUGCACGACCCCCGCGUCAGCCCGGAGCUGCUGCUCAGCAUGGACAUGAUGCAGAAACCCCUGGCCCAGACCAGGCCUGUCCCUCGCUGGCUCCGGAGCCGCAACUCAGAGCUGCGCCAGCUGCGGCGCCGCUGGUUCCACCACUUCAUGACUGACUCCCCGGGCCCACCCAUGGUCCUUGAGGCGCCCCCCAGGCCAGUUACCCGCAGCCGAGGCACAUAUGUCGGAUGUUUCAGUGAUGACGGCCAAGAAAGGACUCUGAAGGGUGCUGUGUUUUACGACUUGAGAAAGAUGACUGUCUCCCACUGCCAGGAAGCAUGUGCUGAGCGGUCCUAUGUCUAUGCUGGCUUGGAGGCUGGUGCGGAGUGCUACUGUGGGAACCGGCUCCCUGCCGUGAGUGUCAGGCUGAAGGAGUGUAACCAUCAGUGCAAGGGGGAGAAGGGCUCCGUGUGUGGGGCCGUCAACCGGCUCUCUGUGUACCGCGUGGAUGAGAUGCAGCUGGGCUCCAGGAAGCGGCGGACGGCCACCUACCGCGGGUGCUUCCGACUGCCGGAGAACAUCACACACGCCUUCCCCGACUCCCUGACACAGAUUAAUGUGACCGUGGAGGCAUGCUCAGGAUUUUGUUCCCAGAAAGAGUUCCCCUUGGCAGUCCUCAGGGGCUGGAAGUGCUACUGCGCUUACCCUACUCCCCAGUUCAGCCUACGGGAUGCCAUGGACAGCGCCCUAUGUGACCCAGACCCUGAGGUCCAAAGGGUGGCAGAGUACUGCGAGGUCUACCAGACACCUGUGCAAGAUACUCGGUGCACAGACAGAAGGUUUCUGCCUAACAAAUCCAAAGUGUUUGUGGCUCUGUCAAGCUUCCCAGGUGCUGGAAACACAUGGGCACGGCACCUUAUUGAGCACGCCACUGGCUUCUAUACAGGGAGCUACUACUUUGACGGGACCCUCUAUAACAAAGGGUUUAAGGGUGAGAAGGACCACUGGCGGAGCCGGCGAACCAUCUGUGUGAAAACCCACGAGAGUGGUAGGAGGGAGAUUGAGAUGUUCGAUUCUGCCAUCCUGCUGAUCCGGAACCCAUACAGGUCCCUGGUCGCCGAAUUCAACAGAAAGUGUGCUGGGCACCUGGGCUAUGCCGCUGACCGUAACUGGAAGAGCAAAGAGUGGCCAGACUUUGUCAACACCUAUGCGUCGUGGUGGUCAUCACACGUGCUGGACUGGCUCAAGUAUGGGAAGCGGCUGCUGGUAGUGCACUAUGAGCAACUGCGGCACAGCCUGGUGCCCACGCUGCGGGACAUGGUGGCCUUCCUCAACGUGUCCGUCAGCGAGGAGCGGCUGCUGUGCGUGGAGAACAACAAGGAGGGCAGCUUCCGGAGGCGUGGCCGACGCCCCCACGACCCGGAGCUCUUCACCCCCGAGAUGAAGGAUUUGAUCAACGGCUACAUCCGGACAGUGGACCAGGCCCUGCGUGACCACAACUGGACUGGGCUGCCCAGGGAGUAUGUGCCCAGAUGAUAGGCCCUGGCCAGUGCUGCCCGCCCCUGCUGAGAGACGCAGGUCACGCCAGGGCUGCGCGCCCACACCGCUGCCCAGGCCUGUGGCUUUGCUGGGAUGCUCAGUCGGCAGGGAGGCCACCGGGGUGCUGCCUCACACCCAGGGAGACCAGGACACAGAUGGGCAUCACGGGGCAGAUACAAUGGACACACACACCUUCUCAGACACACUUAGAUACCACUCCACGUUCACAGUGCCUGUACUGAUGCAGCUAAGCCACCAUGCAGGGCCUGCUGGGCGCUCUCAGGUUCAGACACAGUUGGAGACACUCAGACGCCGGCUCUGUGCUUCCAGAGGCCACUGUCUCUCCCACACAGACACAUGCACCCUGAGCUCUCAGGAGCCCUGCCUUCCUGUGUCCAUCCUGGCACAGACUUGCUUGUCGGGGUCCUUGACUCUGGGGUGCUGAGCUGGUCAGGCGUUUGUACUCUGAGCAGAAAGAGCCGUCAGAGUGGAGGUAGGUGCAGAAAUCACUGCUGCUGGGCUGAGUAGCCCUGAUCAUGUGUCUGACUUCCCAUAAACGUGUGUGGUGUGGCUUCCAGGCACUGCAGACUGCAGCCUUGCCUCUCUCUUCUUUGUGGGGCUGCUGGGGGCACCAUGGGAAGAAUGGCGCCCCCGCCUCCACACACUCUAACCUUAGGAACAGCCACUGUGCGUCUGUGCAGCGCCUGCCACCCCCUGCCUCACCCUGUAGCAGUGCUCCUCAGGUGGGGCCUCCUUGCCCAGCUUCUCCCUCCAACUGUUCUCCGGGGAACCUGAGGAUUUACACCACGCCUCAGAAGCAGAGUGUGGGGAUGGCAGGUGGGGGGCCUUCAGGGAGCUUAGGGCCCAGAGGCCAUACACCAGCAGGGAGGGGGGUUAUGGACCAGUGUGAGGAGACUCAGUCUAAAGGGUGUAUCUUGGGGAUUACUGUGACUGGUGCCCACUAACAUCGACAGGCCCCUGCUGUCUGUGGGUCCCAUGCAUGGGGUCAUUAGAGCUACGUGGUAUUCAGCUAGGGAUGAAGAGAGGUGCUGAUGCUACUGACCUUUUGGGGUCACCCCCCCAGUACAUAUCCUGGACUCAUCCUAAUACACGUAAGAAUCCUGGGGUAUUCUUAUGAUCUGCCAUAACUGCCUCUGUGCUCACCUCCAGGGUUAGAAAUGAGGCUGUGGAGACUGAGAGGCUCAGGUGUGGAGGUUGGGGGUAGCAAUCCGGGAGCAAAGCUUAGGGCAGCCAAGAUGCAGGGAGGACUGUGGGGACGAUCGGAGGCACACUGACCACUGCCUGAACUCCGGCAACCUAUGUGUGGUUUCUCCAGAUCUGGGAUAACCCUGGCCAGACCCCUUGGUCCUACCUUGGCCAUAAGGGAGAUUUCUCUCAGCCUGAACCAACCUGCACUGGGAUGAGAAAACUGGACAAGGGUUUGGAGAAGAGCUAGAAAUGUCGUAACGACCUGACUCGCUCCCUGGCCUGGUGAUGGGGAGCUGAGCGCCACCCUGUGAGCACAGCAGGGGUAGAGGGCCUUGGAGAGCUGUCUUUCCUCAGAGUGAAGCCUCCCCCAGCCUUUACUUUGGCUGGUGAGUGGGUUUGGGCAUGUACGUUCUCAGUGACUUCCAGGUCCUUCCUGGGAGUUCCCCAAGUCCAUACUGAGGUGAAGCUGCUCCUGAUCCACCCGCAGCUUCACUCAUUUCAGCACAAAGCUAGAAACACCAAGGUCUUUGUAAACAUCUAUUCAUUUAUUAGUGCAGAAUGGCUAUAAGGUCCAGUGUGUGAAGGCCCCCGUGGAGCUUUUUCCCAAGUUGUGGGAGCAAUUGGGAGCCCCUAGGAGUUUUCACAGUGCCUUGGAAGGAGCACUAAGCUAGACCUGCCUCCCAGAGUAAACCAAGAGUCCCAAAAGAGAUAGCAGGCACCAGGUUGAUGGAGAAAGGGGAAGCUGGCCUUGUCCUGAGAUUGGCUCCCCUGCUCUGGCCCUCACUCUCCCGGGCCAUUCAGGUAGUCUUCAGGGAAGAAGACUCAGAAAGCACAGAGGCUGGAAAGGGUAAAACUAUGGAAAGAGCACUGACUUGUACUGGAGCAAGGCAUGACCCCCUGGGCCUGCCCUAUCACCUCGCGGAGGUGUCAAGGGAGUGCACGGCAGCAGACUGUUCAUCCUGGUAGUCAGGUUGGCACAUUCACCGCCACCAGGACCCCUGAGCUCUCAUCUCCUUGCAGGUGGGGUGCUGCCUGCUCGGCCACUUGGCCUUCCAGGUUUCCGUGUACCUUAGGUAGGAGAGCAGGCUAGUGGAACAAUGAGUCGGGGUCCAUCAGGUUCACAUGGAGUCGCUCCACAUGGCAAGGCCCUUGGCACUUGGCAGGUGAUCCCAGAUGUUGGGCGAGCAAGGAGGUGUGAAGGUCCUGCCAGCUGCUGCUGGUCCUCAGUACCUCUCAUCCCAGGUCUGCCCAUGCAGGAGGUCUCAUCAGAAACAGGAAGAGGGAUUUGUCUGUCCUUUGGGGAAAGUCCAUUUGUCAUUCAGCAGGUAGUUCUCAUCCACCCCCCACUCGAAGCUUAUCAGUAAAGAGGGUACUGUCCCAACCAGCUGUAGGGAACUCAAAUCUGUAAAGUAGGGCAGAAGUGUGGCAAAUGCAUCAGGAAUUGAUUAGAACAGAGCAGCAGAACUCUGACUCUGUACGGAUUCCGGCUUCAACAGCAAGACGACAGAGUGACACAAACCUGUGUUAAAACGUGAAAUUUUCAUGGAUUUCAUCUCCCGUUGUGGAUCAAUUUGGCAAAGCCAAAAUGCAUAAUUUUAAAACACUAAAACACAUUCCAAAAAUCCCAGGGACGUUUAAAUGAGAGAAUAAUAGGCUUCCAAACCCUAAGAAGAAAGCUGCUUAAUUAUGUGAAUAUCUUAUAAUGAAGACUCUUGCAGCUAAAAUUAGAUCAUGACUGCAUGAAUAUGCGAUAAUGUUUGCACAUCGGAAUGCAUGCCCCCCCUUAAAAGUAGCAAGAGCUACUUGCUUCUUGGGGGGCCCUGAGAAGGUAGAAAGAGGGUCUGGAGUUGAUCUUGUUGGUAUAAGAAUUCUGGGGGCACAGGUUUGGUUUUUUUUUGGACUCAUUUGGAGGUAUUUGAAAAAUGACUCCAAAGGGGUUUAUUAAGGUAUAGGGAGAAAUUGAUUGAUCUGACCUCACACUGAAUCACCACCCAAUGUUGGGUGGGUUGGCCUGAAAGAGGUAGUAGUAACAUGAAGUGGGAAUAGUAUAGUCUCCUCCAGGGCAGGGCCAGUUGUGGCCCUAGCUCUAUUCUGUUGUAUUCUGGGAUGAGGCCUUUCUCAUCUCCAGUCUCAGUCUCCCAUCUAUAAAAUCAGGUAUGUGGUGGAUGCUUUUGGCUGUAUCACUGAUAUACAUUCCCCCAUUUUCCUUCCCAGCAGCCCCUCAUUUCUGUUUGGGGGAUUCUUAUGGUCUGCCAGAACUGCCUCUGUGCUCACUUCCAGGGCUAGAAUACACAUCCCGGACUAAGCCAAACUCACGUUCCCUCUCUCUGGCUACUAUGAUUGGUCCAGGUAUGAUCAUGGUCAUUAAGGCAACACAGCAUGAGGGAAUUUCAAGACUUUCUGGGGAUGUUGGACAGAAACUCUUCAUUCCCCUGCUGGAUGGACAUAAAGGAAGAAGGAGAUAAUGCUGGGCCUUGGUGCUGGCCAUGUUGGGGUCACAACCAGGCAUCAUUCAGUGUGACUCCAACAUCACUGAAGGGAGAGCCAGAGGCAGGAAGAAAUUGGGUCCUCAGUGACAUUGUUCAAUUUACAGGAUCAAGCUUUGCUUGAGAUUGGUCCCUACCUCUGGGAUUUUUUGUUACACAAACAAAUAAA
This is a messenger RNA of Nycticebus coucang (slow loris), 6171 nucleotides long. RefSeq names its product WSC domain containing 1 (gene WSCD1). NCBI's taxonomy places the organism in Eukaryota, Metazoa, Chordata, Mammalia, Primates, Lorisidae. Bases 577 to 2304 code for a protein of 575 amino acids. The transcript has 9 exons. Gene Ontology annotation, molecular function: sulfotransferase activity. The record is from RefSeq and is a predicted model, not a curated record.